GACUGCCAGGAAUAUCCUCACUCUUUCCUCUUCAGCCGGUGCUUCUACUGCUUCAAAUUCCCCUUCUGCUGAGAAGAGUAUCGUUUCCAGGCUAGGUGAAAAGUGGGCUUGGAAUUAACGAGGCAAACCUCAUUUUAACUUUUCCACACAACUGACAAGACUCAUUGUCAACGGAAAUCUAACAAUCUCAAAAAAUUCUUCAAGUGUUAUAAUGACGAAGAAAUAAGACUUUGUGAAAGCCAAGAAUCAUCAUUUGAUUAACAAGGAAGUGAGUGGUUCGAUUCAACAGUGACAAACAUUUGGACAAAAGCUAUUAUAAGUUAUUUUCCCUUGGCCCACAAUUUACUCAGGUUUUGAACAGAAACUCGUUAUAAUUUUUAACAGUGCGAGGGAAUAUCGGUGAUGUCUCGUGUAGCGUGAAUUUACAAAGUUUUGUCGCUCUAAUUGGCUGGAGAGAAAUUGGGAAGGGGAAACCUCGAGUGAGAAAAGUGCAACUUUUUCGCGUAUGUAUGGAUCUUGGAAUUUAGAAAUCUGAAUUUUGAUUCGCACCAGGUUGGUUGCUGCUGAAUCGUGAUUGAUUGUAAAAGUGGGAAUCAAGAAAUCGAGGCAACAAAAUCAAAACACAAUCAUCUUCCCGGAAGUUGGUUGGUUGGGGAGGAGGAGGAGGUGAAAGCACGUUUUGAAUAAACAUGAGCUGAGCAGGGAGAGGGUGAAGCGAGUCCAACGUGAAACACUACCCCGAAGACUCUGCCAACUCCUCUUUUCCCAACACCGGAUGCAAAUCGAGCAAAUCGAAUCGGACAAAUCCAAAGGAUAAACAACAACUCGAGCGUUAUCCAAACGUUUGAAUUUGGAUUUGAAUGCGGAAUUUGGACGUAGAAUCGGGCCAAUCUAAUUUGCACUUCAGAUCAAACUUCCAAACGAGACUUCCUUCUCACACCAUCCAUCCAGCCACUCAGCUAGCGCAGAAAACUCUCUCUGCCUCCCAUCCGAAACUCAUUUGAUCCCAGUUGUGCUUGAUUUCUUAAUCAUUGUUCCCCUAAUUUUGAGCAAGUCUACAAAAAUUAAGAAAACUUUUAAAACUGAGCGAAAGCAAAUUGAGCAUGAGUGAUGCUCCUUCAAGAUUUAAAAAAGAGAAGCAAAUUGACAGAACUCAUCAACAAGCAUUCAUUUCGAGAGACAAUUUCGCACAAAAGUCUGAACUGGGUCAUCCACACUGUGAACGAGUCGACCAACAACUUGCACACUCAGCAGCAAAUUCACUGGAAUUUGGAUCAGUGAGUGAAAGCAAACUUUGCGAUUGUACGUUGUUGUCAAUUCCCACUCACUGGCGGAAGUUGGGAGCGAGGGAGCAUUGUUCAAGUUGAACUUGGUUGGUGUGUGCAAAUCAAUCUUUGGCUGUCUCGUUGUCUUUGGAUGGAGGAAAGUAAGUGGCAUCUCAUCUUUCAAUCCACCAAUUUCCAAUCUCAACUCAACCCAUGACGAAUGUCUCGUCCUCACUUGUCGAGGGUCUCGUGUCAAAGGAUCACUGCGGGAGCUCAAGUAUUCUCUAUUGGCUAACUCGGAAUGCGAGCCAACAGAGAAACCGGAAACUGAGCCGUGCUCCAUAAGCAGAUUUCCUCUUGCAUUGCUCAGGAUUUCGUGUUGAGUGAAAAAUAAUUAAAAAAUAACUUGAAUAAUAGCUUCGAAAACGUUGACUAUGCCAAAUGCAGAUUAUCCAGCUCAAUAUCCAUUUAAAUACGUACUCGAACGGUUGUGCAUGUGAAAUUGUGAAUGGCAGAGGUUGUCCAACGUGACACUCACUGUGAAAGAGUUACGUUAAUACGGAGUGUAAAAGUGGGGAAAUUGAGACUAUAAAUACUUUGCUGUUGCUGCUGUCUUGGUGAAAUAUCUCCACUUGGCUGGGACAGGAGAGGAGCCGCGGUGGUGGAAUCUCUCUCUCGCCCAAGAGAACCUCAAGAGAUGAAAGGAUGAAAUUUCUCCAGCUCUCACUUCCGUUUCUCCUCUGGGUCUGCCAUUAUAAAACAUAAUAAUAGCAGACGCACAAUCACACCACCACCACCACCACCGCCAGAUCAAAAUUGUUGAAUGUGGAGGAUUAUGCUGAGAAGUCGGUCCGAGAACUCUUCUGCCCAAGCUUCUCUGCACAUUGUGAUUGUGGCUGCGUGGAUGUGUGGGUAAAAACCAAUCUUGUUGAAACCUCGAGCUGAGAGUCCACCAACUUUGGAAAUAGGAGAGAAGAAUACAACGAAGAAGAGACCCAAAUCCCAGGAAGACCAACGACUCCAGAAAAGACACCUCUGAAAAGAUCUCGCACCAUCCAACAUCCCGCAUAACACAUAACAAACUCCAACUUCAACGGUUAUCUUCCGUGUAUUAUUAUAUUAGUCCGACCGACGGAGCAAGAAGAGAGAGGAGAAAGUGAAGUGAUUUCAGAAUUCUGAGAAAACUUUCUCUUUAGAAUUUAGUGGUGAAUCCGAAAUGGGAAAACUUGUUGUACUUUUGGACCUCGGUAUGAGGAAGACUUGUUCAAAAAGUGGCCACGCGUGGUCGUCCACAACCACUCUCCUCAUCCUUCUUCUCCUCAUGGCAAUCUGCUGCGUGGGAAAUCAUGGGAGCGAGGUGCGAGGGGGGACGUACAAGGAAGUCGUCGCCACCCACCCCGUCGCCUCCCCCCUCAAACAGUCCGGCGAGGACGGCGUCUCCGUGGGCAUCGUCAACGGAGGAAAACCAGGCAUCGAGUCGUACGGAAACGUCACCGUCCUUGCAGGCCAACGGGGAGAGCUCAAGUGUCGCACCUUCAAUCUAGCCAAUUACACGGUCUUGUGGCUCAGACAUCGGGACACGCAUUUGCUCUCCGCCGGCUCAGAGACGUACACAGCAGAGUCCAGAUUUCGCCCAUUUCAACACAUGUACACCUGGGGACUCCGCAUCAGUGACAGCCGGCCCGUGGAUGGGGGCAUCUACGAGUGUCAGAUUUCCACUACCCCGCCCAUUUCCGCUUUUACCUACCUCAACGUCGUUGAGCCAGUGACCCACAUAGAAGGACUGAAUGGGAGAGGAUCGGAGCUUUUCUUGAAGGCCGGAAGCACCAUAAAUCUCACCUGCAUCGUAGAAGAUGCCACUGACAAUGCCCCAAAACAUAUUCUGUGGAAACACAACUCUAGGAUAGUGAACUUUGAGUGGAAUCGUGGAGGGAUGAGUUUGAUUACGGAGAAGAAGUCACGUGGCGUCACCGUGUCGAGGCUCCUCAUCCAGAAAGCAGCGAGAACUGAUAGUGGGACCUAUUUCUGCUUACCGCAAAACGCUCAUCCAGCCUCAGUAAAAAUACACGUUUUGAUACAAGGUGAGAAACAGGCGGCCAUGCACUCGGCCUCGUCGACCUCGAAGCGAGCUUACGUAAUCACGAUGGCACUUCUGCUCCACUUUCUUCUCGCCAAUGCAUUUCACCACCAAGUCUUCGCUCACCUUUCCCCCCGGCUCACUCGAACUGCAACUGAUGCACCCUCCACAACCACGUCAACUCAACAAUCCAACCUUCAAGAACUAAGCAGGGAACGUCAACCCAUGUCAAAAUCAUGCCGUGCAGGCCGUCGCGAAAUGUUAGCUCAUCAAAAAUUGUCAGCCCGUGCAGAGCCCUGCCUUUGAGCGGGGUGUCCAUUGCACGCAAACUGCUUUCUCCUCCUUAAUGCUACUCGAAAAAAGAGCAAUCUCAAGAAUUGCGACUUUAUUUACACACUUUUACUUAAUCCCUCUAUCUUAAUUGGAUAUAAAUACAUAAUCUGACUGGAGCAGUGGCUCCGUACGUACGUACAUUAAAUGUGGAUCGGAUUUGGUGUGCGUGCUCGUGACUUAUCGCAAUGUAAUAAGUGUCUCACAAACACACAGUGACUGAUGAAGAAGAAAGAUUAAACUCGUGAAUUAAACAAAGAGAGCUAAGCCCUAUGUACAUACAUAAACUGCACGAAAAUAGCAAAGAAAAUUAAACCAGGAUUUUCAAUAUCUUUGUGAAAAUCAUCAUCAACCGCAACGGAUAUGACAGGAUAAACAGAACAAGGAAUUGUACGAGUCGUGUGCGUGGUCCCCUCCGUGAAUGUGGCAAGAGUGGAUUGGGCGUGGAAGGGUGAUUACAAUAACUUUCGUCGGCCUCUGGACCUCUGGACUUUCACCAGAGGAACCCUCAUAUCACGACUGAAAGCGGCUUUAAAAAUAGGAAUAGAAAUAAGUGAAAGCGCAAAGAAUCCAAUGCCACCACAAACUUGUUCCGUGACUCCUUUCACCACCGCCAAGAGAACAAACAUGGAUCGGGGACAUGAAGAACAGGGCGAGGACUGCGAACGAUCGCUCCGAUCGGAUUACCCAUUUCCAAGUUGAGACUUUGAUUCUUUUGAUGCGAUCAAGGAUAGAACACAGCACAAAAAUUGAUAUUCAAUCUCGACUGAUUUCUGCAAAUCCGUCGGAUUUCCCCCAUGCUGGGCCUCAUGCAUGCAGUCACUCAUGUGUGAGUGGGUUGAAACCAAAGGCAGGCAGGGAGACGAUUGAGUAAGAUCCCGAAAUUUAUGUGCAAGCCAAUGUAAUCAAUAUUUGUGCCGUACCAAUUCCCCUCCAAAGGCUGUUCUCCAAAGGAGUGGGAAGGGUUUGGCCAUGUGUACAGGUCAUGUGUGAGUGGAUGGACCACUUUUCGAGAUUUCCUCGGCUCACAUAAGCACACAGAACCCACAACAACGGUUGCCUGCUCCUUUGAUUUUUCUGAAUUAUCAAUGCAACAACCUUCGUCUAAUGAAUACAUAUGUACUUCCAUACCUUGAUCAAAUCAAAGGAAAAACUAAUCAGGCUCACUUUUUACUAGUUACUACUACACAUUCCAAUUCCGCCAGUUGCAUAAUACAGCCUUCCUUUAAGGUUGGGAAAAUUUCUACGAGAAUCCGUCACUGUUUCAUGAAGGUACUCAUCCUCAGAUGGAAGGGAAAGGAAAAGGAAGCCGUUUCCAGAAAAGAAACGCUACACAGAAAUCCUUCGUAUUUUUCUUGAAUAUUUUUUUAUAAGGAAUUUUCCGUUACAUGUAAAUUUUUCAUCCAUGUACUCCUGAUACUUGUAUAUAUCUAUUUUACUAGUUAUGUAAGUAAUAAGUCGUUUCCUGCCCUAUUAUCAUAAUAUUUGACAUGCAUAUUUUAUUGGGAUAAGAUUUACUUAACUACCACUAUUAGUCUUGUAGUUAGUUAGUAAUUAGCAAACUGCCAAUGUUGACUACCUCAGCAGCAUCACACACACGGAAAACGAGGUACUAAUGAUUUUGUUUCGAGAGUAAUUGAAGCGUGCUCCCAUUUGAUAAAUAAAGUUAUACAAGGAUGAUUUUCACGAUAUUCAGACAACAUUUAGUUUAUGCCUACUCACAUCGAAAUUCCUUUGAAAGAAACUUCUCCGUGGGAAGUGUUUACGUCAGGCGGACUUGUUAUUUCAAAAAUUUACAAAUUUCUGCUGAUUUUGCGAGUUCUGGGAGAUCGAGAAAGGAUACAUUUCACAAAUGUCAGACUUAUUAAAGUGUUUGUUCAGACGAGGCGAGGCUGACAAUCACAACUAAAAAUGUGUAAGUGGUUUAUACUUGUUUACUCGAAGGAUCCUUUUCCUCCCCCAUUUAUUCCCCGGACUUGGCUCCUCGUCCUCGUGUACUUGGUCGUUCCUUUGAGCGGAAGUUCAAAGGAAGAAUUUCCUUAAUGUUAGAUAACGUGUAGCUACAUGCGUACAUAUUUAGAGGCUCGGUUUUAUUGACGUAAAAUAAAUAAGGAAUUCAUUUCAUGUCUGGCUCAUUGACUUUGAAAAGUUAUCAUUCCUCCUACUUCGAGAAUCCCAACUAUGUAAUUGUAGAACCUCUAUAAAUAUUGUGUCUCCAUAUAAAUAUGUAUGUACCCAUUACAUGUACCCUAAUCUUUAAUUAAUAUAGCAUUAACUAAUAAAGUUAAUAAUAAAUAUAUAUCCAACAAUUAACUAACAAUACGUAAGUACCACCAAACAUUGUCAGUUAUACAAAUAUAACACCUCGUCAAUCGCAAAUCUUACUUACUGAUCAUUUUUAUAAGAAAGAAAAAUUGCCAUAAAAAGUAUAAUGGUUAUGCAAUCCAUGCUACCGUAAAUAAAUGUUAGGAUUACCUCGUGUAUAAUAAAUCAGGCAUGAUAUUCUAUUAUGCAAGUUAACCGAGUUGUAUCACAAAACAAACCCUUAGGAUAAAAACGACUGGGUAAUAUUCAAUUGUAUAAGUAUUUAUGUAUAAAUAAGUAUCAUGUUAAUACAUAAAUAGAUUUACCCAUGAUUGUGCUGCAAGGACGUUACUAAUCUAAGUAUGUUUAGCAAAGUAUAUAUGCGUAAUUAAGGCGUGGAGUGUGAGACGACGGGUGCAAUCUUAUUUCGGAAUUAGCACGUAAGACCCAAUGAUAUAUUGCGUGUAGAAGAAAGUUCUCAGAAUAAAUCUGCCAUGCUAAAGCGGAUCCCUAUCGAAUGAAAACUAAAUAAAUCUUGAUUGAAUAUUCCUUCGUAUCACUACAAAGUAUAAUAAAAAACAAUAAAUCAUUCAACUUUUA
Folsomia candida is the source of this 6576-nucleotide messenger RNA. RefSeq lists its product as uncharacterized. Lineage: Eukaryota; Metazoa; Arthropoda; Collembola; Entomobryomorpha; Isotomidae. The record is from RefSeq and is a predicted model, not a curated record. The coding region runs from base 2482 to 3648 and encodes 388 amino acids. The transcript is spliced from 13 exons. Gene Ontology annotation, cellular component: neuron projection membrane. Gene Ontology annotation, biological process: synapse organization.